Messenger RNA from Brassica oleracea var. oleracea, 450 nucleotides. RefSeq lists its product as uncharacterized. The record is from RefSeq and is a predicted model, not a curated record. Bases 14 to 415 code for a protein of 133 amino acids. The transcript has 2 exons. Lineage: Eukaryota; Viridiplantae; Streptophyta; Magnoliopsida; Brassicales; Brassicaceae.
GCAGUCAACCAUAAUGCAAGCCACCAUCUAUGCUAACCGCCUUCCGAGAUUCCGGUCUAAGCUCGCCGCCGGAAAAAUGUUUUCUAUAUCCGGUUUCGAUGUUGCCCAGUGUGCUCAGAAUUACCGGCUCACCGACUCUCCUUUGCUGCUCCGGUUUAGUGAUUUAACCGAUUUUGAUGAGUUAGCAGAGCCGGUUUCGCCCUUGCCACAAGAAGGCUUCCGGUUCCGCAAUCAUUCUGAGCUAGCCGGAUUGGCUAACAGGAACACACAGCUCCCAGACAUUAUAGGUGAGAUAACAGCUGUUAAGAGUACCGUUAACGACUCUCUUGGAGAGAAGGACCGUAUCAUGGCAACUAUCAAGUUGGAUAAGUAUUUCUUAAUCUUUAGUUUUUUAUUAUUUCCUUUAUAUAAUUAGAUGUGGUAGAAUUCAAAUUAAUAUAUUGUUAAAAU